AUCUUUCCUUUCCAAAAAAUUUUACUCUUUGCAGUCUUCGGCGUUAAGCGAAAAGUUUGAAGCAUCUGAACAUGUAAAUAAGGAAUCGAAAGAGGGAUUGACGAAAGUUGAAGAUGAGGGCUCAGCACUAUUGGCAAGAACCAAAGCAACAGAAGAAACCCAACAAGCCUCGCAAGACGAAUUUUGUCCAUUUCAAAAUUCACACAGAAAUGGGCCUCUCACGGGUCUUGCUGAUCGGUUAUAUGACUUCGAACCUUGUCUUGAAAGCAAAACAGAUGAGGAUCAGAAUGAUUCGGGCCACCUCCGCUGGCAACAGGAUGCAUUGAAUCAGCGAUUGCGAAGUUCUGAAGUGGGAAAGAUGUAUUCCUGGGAGGAAAUGCUCCGUCCCUAUGCUACACCUGAUUGCGAGGUCCGUCUAUCCCGUCAACAUUCCGACAUUCUCGCAAAGGCACAUAUUGUCACUUUGGAAAUACAACUGAAUGCCGCCUGUGCUGCUCGUAACCAGGCUCUUCGUCAAGUGGAGCGGCUGACUGAAAAGUUUGAGGCUGCUUCGAAGGCUGUUUAUGAGCUGGACGCCGCACGAAAGGCGGAAGUGUCCCAAUUGGAGGCGAAGCUAAUGGUGGCCUCGCAAAAAUUGGCAUCAUACGAACAGGUUGAGGCAGAGUUGGACCGAGCUAUCGAGCGCUUCACAUCCACUGAGGUGAUGGAGAAGGGAGAGGGCCAAAAUACAUUGCUUUACCUCACUAACUUGUUUGAAAGUGAUGGCAUGCCAUUGCUCCCCACUUUGGCUUCAAGGCGCUUGGAGCACUGCAUCAAGAUUUCUCGUCAGCUUGCCAAAUCCGAAGAGUUGCGACACUCUCUUGUGAAUGAAAAUAAAGAGCUGAAAGUGAAUCUUGAGGCAACGAAAACAGAAUUGAGUCGGCUUUCUGAGCUGUUGGCUAACUUAGACAAGUCACCGAAUUGCCUAGCAUCCGCUCUUGUAGCAAGAGACUCCCGCAUUAAUGACCUCCAAAUGGCCAAACACAAACUGGAAAGCAAGCUGCGCAGGCUCUAUGACUGCACCAAGAAUAUCGUAAUGGAACGCGAUGCCAUGAUCUCUGACUUAAGAGCCUAUUUCGAGGUCUGCGGCUGCAAACCUCGCUCCCUCACUUCCAAGUCACAUGAUCUGAGAGUUAAAAACCACCUGACAAAUCAGAAAACUAGGCCUCACCUGUAG
Messenger RNA from Hydatigera taeniaeformis, 1216 nucleotides. The record is from the annotation of a GenBank genome assembly. NCBI's taxonomy places the organism in Eukaryota, Metazoa, Platyhelminthes, Cestoda, Cyclophyllidea, Taeniidae.